AAAUGCAAAUUGAUUCAAAAAGAACUAAAUCAGAAUCAGUUUCUCGAGAAAUUAAUCCUUUACAACUAUCUAUCAAAUCAGAACUAUCUAUGUCAAAAACUAUCCUCGCAUAUACAAAAAGUCUCCAAUAUAAGAGAACGAAAGGCUGUUCCUCAUAA
This is a messenger RNA of Dentiscutata heterogama, 158 nucleotides long. Lineage: Eukaryota; Fungi; Glomeromycota; Glomeromycetes; Diversisporales; Gigasporaceae. The record is from the annotation of a GenBank genome assembly.